Molecule: messenger RNA, 3136 nt
Organism: Arvicanthis niloticus (Nile rat)
Lineage: Eukaryota; Metazoa; Chordata; Mammalia; Rodentia; Muridae
Gene: Actr1b
Product: actin related protein 1B
Source: RefSeq, a predicted model, not a curated record
GGCCGCGUUCGCGUAGGCAGCGCACUGGGGGAGGGGAGCGGCGCGGUGUCUGGAGUCGCGUCGGUCCAGAUCUCCCCGCGAGCCUUGUAGCCCGCCGGUCCUCCUGCAGCCCGCCUGCUGGGCAGGGCCGGCUCGGCCGGGCCAUGGAGUCCUACGACAUCAUCGCUAACCAGCCCGUGGUCAUCGACAAUGGUUCAGGGGUGAUCAAGGCUGGCUUUGCAGGAGACCAGAUUCCUAAGUACUGUUUCCCAAACUAUGUCGGACGGCCAAAGCACAUGCGGGUUAUGGCUGGAGCCCUGGAGGGGGACCUGUUCAUUGGACCGAAAGCAGAGGAGCACCGGGGGCUGCUGACCAUCCGAUACCCCAUGGAGCACGGUGUGGUACGGGACUGGAAUGACAUGGAGCGCAUCUGGCAGUACGUCUACUCUAAGGACCAGCUGCAGACCUUCUCUGAGGAGCAUCCUGUUCUUCUAACGGAGGCUCCACUGAACCCCAGUAAGAACCGGGAGAAGGCAGCAGAGGUGUUCUUUGAAACCUUCAAUGUUCCUGCACUGUUUAUCUCCAUGCAGGCCGUGCUCAGCCUGUACGCAACAGGACGCACCACAGGAGUGGUUUUAGACUCGGGGGACGGGGUCACUCACGCUGUCCCCAUCUAUGAGGGCUUUGCCAUGCCACACUCCAUCAUGCGGGUAGACAUUGCGGGCCGGGACGUCUCUCGAUAUCUGAGGCUGCUGCUGCGCAAGGAAGGGGCUGACUUCCACACCUCAGCUGAGUUUGAGGUUGUUCGGACCAUCAAGGAGCGAGCCUGCUACCUGUCCAUCAACCCACAAAAGGACGAGGCUCUGGAGACUGAGAAGGUGCAAUACACCCUUCCAGAUGGCAGCACACUUGAUGUGGGACCUGCGCGCUUCCGAGCCCCUGAACUGCUGUUCCAGCCAGACCUGGUGGGGGAUGAGAGUGAGGGCCUUCAUGAAGUUCUGGCCUUUGCCAUCCACAAGUCUGACAUGGACCUCCGCCGGACGCUUUUCUCCAAUAUCGUGCUGUCAGGGGGUUCAACACUCUUUAAAGGCUUUGGAGACAGGUUACUAAGUGAAGUAAAGAAGCUGGCCCCGAAGGACGUUAAGAUCAAGAUCUCUGCCCCUCAGGAACGGCUGUACUCCACGUGGAUCGGUGGCUCCAUCCUUGCCUCACUUGACACCUUCAAGAAGAUGUGGGUAUCUAAAAAGGAAUAUGAAGAAGAUGGCUCCCGUGCGAUUCAUCGCAAAACCUUCUAAUGCCCAAGGAGGGUGGACAUACUGGGAGAGAGGGAGGAACGGGGAGCCAGAGCCCUUGACCCCUUUUGGUCUGGGUUCAUGUUCAAAGAUUAGGGUCCCCUGCAUGCCCUGACCCCGGAGCAGGUGGUGCAGUCAUGGUCACCUGUAGCCCUCCCUUCCCCCUGUGCUCAACAUAUACACACAGACACACAGUAAUGUUUAGCUGCAUGGAUGGCAGUCCCAAGCUGGAGCAUAGGAACUGAGGAACCCAACAUUGAGUUGGUGUGAGUGACCCUCUCAGCAGGGCCACUUUGGCCUGUGGUUCCUUGCUCUGGCCUUGAAGCUCCAUGUGCUCUGACAGGCUCCCAGUGGGGCUAGACUCCCUGAAUCUAUGAAGUAGGCUGAAGGGAAGGACAGCUAGGAGCUCCCUUCAGGGUGGUGAGGCACAGUAGUGUGUUUCAUGCUGCCUCCUCUUUCUGGCCUGACAGGGCAAAUGUCCUAGAUAGGACUGAGUAGGGAACAGUCCUCCAUUCCCACUGAGGGAAUGUAGCCAAGAGUCAGAGCAUCAGAGCCAUGGGCAGCCACAGCUCGUGGUUUGCCCCACUCCCUUUCAAAGCACUACACUGAUUUGCUAUUCCCUCCUCUUUCCCUCAGUGCCCUGGACAGGAAGGGGUUAAUGGUCUUUAUUUGCUGAGGGAAAGCCAUUUAAUCAGGAUUCAGACCCAAAGGGUAGACAUGUUCUCAACUCCCUCAAGGUCUUCACCAUGACCAGGGCCUUACCUCCCUCUCUAGAUCUGAACAGUAAUUUAACACAGUUGCCUGAAAAAUACUUGUUUUUAUAAAUCAUUAUAGUAAUAAUUAUGGAAAAGGCCCAGUGUGUGGCUCUGAUUCUUGUGGCCCUGUGCUCUCGUUUGCUCACCCAUCCCUGGGAGUGUUGAGAGAAAGGACACCUCUGCAGGCCCGCCAAGGUGUGCAGGUGCUAGCAGUGAUGCGGGCUUACCAGCUUACAGCAGAAUGAGAAGGAAGGGCAGCCUAGAAAUGGACCAGGCUCCACAGGAAGAAGCAAAACAAAGCCUGCAGGAGUCCUGCAGGCAGCAAGUAGAGAUGUUUGCUUGAUACUGUGUCAGUGCACAAUGCACAACACGUUUGAGGCUGAUGGAGAACAAAAUUACAAACCGUUCAUCUUAGAGGAAAAAGAUGUCAGCCAUUUUGGAACAGUGUUGAGCUGACAGGGUUAGGACUGCACCAACAGGUGGGGCAUGCUGGCUUGUAAGAGCUUGGUCAGUCAGUGGUUACGAAGAAUCCUUUGGCAGUGAGACUGGAGAGGAAAUGUUGGCAAGGAAGAAGGGUAAAUUGGUCUGUGGCACAGUGGCAUAAACCAAAGAGGUCAGUUGGGCUAGCAUGUGGAGGGUCUAGAAAAAAGGAUGUUGACUGUGUGCUAGGUGACAAGUUUUCACUAAGGAAGAAUAGUGACCAGAGCCAAGAGUUGAAAGCUAUAGGCCAAAGUACUGAUCAGGAAUGUGCCCAGAUUCUGUGCAGCCGUGUGGUCAUAGCAUGGCAUCAAAGUUUACACAGAAGCCUGUGCUAAGGGACCCUGCAAACCAGCUCUUGUGCAGGGUUCUGCUGGCACUGCUGGCUCUCAGCCACCUGUGUUUGGAACCUGACUGCUGAGUUCCCCCUCUUCAUGCCCACAUUUUGUCAGUCUCCGAGUCUGAUCUACAGUACCUCUGCUACCCAUCCUUUCCUAUUAGGGCCCCAGCCUAGCUCAUGACCCUGCUCCAUCCUGCCCACCCAGUGUGUUUGCUCAUAAUCUACUGCGCGGGUAACCACCUCAAACCUGUAAUGAGUUAUAAGCCAUACAAUAAAAUAUUCAUGAGUCCUUA